Nymphalis io (European peacock) is the source of this 1846-nucleotide messenger RNA. It is a transcript of the gene Sec22, whose product is annotated as vesicle-trafficking protein SEC22b-B. The transcript is spliced from 6 exons. NCBI's taxonomy places the organism in Eukaryota, Metazoa, Arthropoda, Insecta, Lepidoptera, Nymphalidae. Gene Ontology annotation, molecular function: SNAP receptor activity. The record is from RefSeq and is a predicted model, not a curated record. Gene Ontology annotation, biological process: retrograde vesicle-mediated transport, Golgi to endoplasmic reticulum; endoplasmic reticulum to Golgi vesicle-mediated transport; vesicle fusion with Golgi apparatus. Gene Ontology annotation, cellular component: SNARE complex; endoplasmic reticulum-Golgi intermediate compartment; endoplasmic reticulum membrane. The coding region runs from base 156 to 809 and encodes 217 amino acids.
UGUCAUUCGCUUUGACGUGUAUGGGCAAUUGUCAAAGAAUUUAUUUUCACUUUGUUUUCCCAUUUUUAAAUGAUGAGAAGAAAAAAAUAAGUGAACUAUAAUAAUAAAAUAAGUGUUAAUAUUUGUGAACUGAAAGACAUUUUUUCACAAGCAAAAUGGUUUUAAUGACCAUGAUCGCCCGUGUUGCUGACGGGUUACCCUUAGCCGCUACUAUGCAAGAGGAUGAACAGCCGGGCUGCAACAUAUUGGAGUAUCAAAACCAAGCAAAAAUGCUGUUUAGAAAAUUAAGCCCGCAGUCUCCAAUACGCUGCUCCAUUGAAACUGGGCCCUAUCUCUUCCAUUAUCUGAUUGAGAAUGAUAUCUGCUAUUUAGUGCUGUGCGAACGCAACUAUAGUAAAAGACUUGCCUUCAGUUACUUAGAAGAAAUUGCACAAGAGUUUUAUCAACAAUACGGAAAAAGAGUCAACACUGUAACAAGACCUUACACAUUCAUCGAGUUCGACACGUGGAUGCAGCGCGCACGGAAGCAGUAUGCGGAGGGAGGGGCGCGAGCGAGGCGCGCGGGAGCCGCGGCACAGCUCGGCGGGCAGCUGGGCGAUGUGCAGCGGAUUAUGAUGCAGAAUAUUGAUGAUGUACUACAACGAGGAGCUAUACUUUCAGAACUGGACACAAAGACACAGAAACUCUCAAUGAUGUCACAGAAAUAUAAAAAGGAUGCAACUUACCUCAACACAAAAUCCAUGCUAGUGAAGGUUACAGCUGGCGCCGUUAUACUUCUUGUGUUUGUCCUCUACUUCUGGGUGCUUUAGGUUUUUCCUAGUAUUUUAUUAUACCAAAUUUGUUAUGGACAUUGUUUUAUUUGUGGCAUAACUUUUUAUACAUUUUUAUGCUUACUUGGUUAUGUCAUUGCUUUAAUUUAUAAAUUGUAGAAAUUGUUUUUAUUUAAGGUAAUAUAUCGGCUUCAAUAGAUUUUAAAUUCACAAAAUUCAUGUUAUAUUUGUUUCAAAAUACAACUUAUUUUCUCUGUUGCUACAAUUUGAAUAUGUAUAUAAAAACUUCUCCCAUUACAAUUUUGGUACAAUAUUACAAGAUUUAAUACAUUAGACUUAAAGUAAUCUAGUUGACUGACUUUUAUCCUUAUUAAAAGUAAUACCUGAAUGCAUUCCUUCACAAAUAAAAUUAUAUCUAUUAAAUGUGAAUCAUACAAAUUUAAUUCUAAAUGUAUUUAGAAUUUGGUUGUUUAUUUGUAUGGUUUGGGUAUUUUUUUAUUUAAAAAAUGUUUUGCUGUGGCUAAUGUUAUCUUACAUGUAUUACAAAAACUAUUUAUGUGGGUUGCCAUCAUUAAAAAUUCAAAAUAGAAACAAGGAAGCAAUGAAUUACUAUAGUUUUUAACAGUCUAUUGUCAAUAAUUAUUCCAAAUAUAAUUUCUAAUUUUAAUCACUAUAUUAACAAUUUAAUGAAAAAAAAAUUUCAGCUUAUCUCUUACAAUUCCAUAAAUGCCAAAACAAAAUAUUAAGACAAAACAGGAUGGUCGGCAAUAUAUAAAUAUAUAUACUUAUUAAAACAUAUGGCUUGAAAUUCAAUUUUAACUGUUGGUAUUGUGCUCAGCUUAAAAAAAGCUAAUUUAUAAAAAGGAAAUUGGUACAAAAUUUUCAAAAAAUGUUCAGUAAUAAAGGAAUAUGAUACCCAUAUAUAUAGGCUUGAUAUUUAAAAUUAAUUUCUAUAAGUAAUUGCCAAUUAUAUUUUUUAUAUCACUUAGUGGUGUGGACGGUUAUGGAAUGUUGUAAAUGUCUUGUUAAUAAAUACUGUAUUUAUUUAAGAUGUAAUAAAUAUGUAUUCUUUCCAA